Messenger RNA from Bufo gargarizans (Asiatic toad), 3335 nucleotides. It is a transcript of the gene CADM3, whose product is annotated as cell adhesion molecule 3. Gene Ontology annotation, cellular component: presynaptic membrane. The record is from RefSeq and is a predicted model, not a curated record. Gene Ontology annotation, biological process: homophilic cell-cell adhesion. The transcript is spliced from 10 exons. The coding region runs from base 421 to 1623 and encodes 400 amino acids. NCBI's taxonomy places the organism in Eukaryota, Metazoa, Chordata, Amphibia, Anura, Bufonidae.
UUGGAGGAGCCGGGCUCGGCGGUGGCUAUGCACUGUAGCUCUGGGCAGCUGCACACCAUCCUGAGCAUUUGCAGAGUCUGCAUCCUUCCCGUCCCCUCCCCUGCUCGCCCGCCUCUCAUGGUCCAUUCCUGGUACCCUAUUUAAUUCCCUCUACUGCUGCAUCAUAUCUGGCUUGACACUAGUUCAGCUCUUCUAGGGGAGAAUCCCCUCCGUUCUCUCGCCCCAGCUGGAAUUAUUGCCCUUCCUUUUUUAUGAUUUUUUAUGAUUUUUUUUAUAACGCAGUCUGUAUCUUCUCUCAGGAGAACCUGGCCGAUCCUUAUCUUCUAAUCUGUCCUCUCCUGGCACCGGCGAAGAAGACCAAGCAAGAGGAAGAAAAGGGACGGAUCUUACCGGGAAAGGAUUUUUGCCCAUUUGACCGUCAUGUAUCUUGCAACCAUCCUGCUCCUGACCCUGGCUGGUUUCACGGGGGCUAACGUGUCCGAAUAUGACCCCAGCCAACCGGUCACGUCAGAUGUUUUGGUUGCCACAGGAGGCAAAAUGACCUUAACCUGCACAGUGGAUGACCAUGAAGAGUCUUCACUCCAGUGGUCCAAUCCAGCUCAACAGACUCUAUACUUUGGGGAGAAGAGAGCCCUCAGAGACAACAGAAUCCAGCUGGUGAAAUCCUCUAAGAACGAGCUGUCCAUCAGUAUUAGCAACGUGGCCCUGUCUGACGAGGGCGAGUACACCUGCUCCAUUUUCACCAUGCCGGUCAGGACAGCUAAAGCCAUGGUGACGGUUCUAGGAGUUCCCCAGGAGCCUCAGAUCUCUGGUUACGACAGGCCAAUCAGAGAAAAUAGCAACGCAGAUCUGAGAUGCAUCACAAGUGGCAGCAAACCUGCUGCCAACAUCAGGUGGUACAAAGGACCGGAGGAGCUGGAAGGAGCUCGAAACUCUGAAACAAGGGAUCCUAACGGCAAAACCUUCACUGUCGUGAGUCUCAUUAGCUUCCCUGUGACCAAAGCAGAUGACCAGGCAGAGAUAACUUGCACUGUGGGCCACGAGUCAAUGCCUAAUACCUUCAAAUCCUCCAGCCAGAGGCUCCAGGUUCUAUAUCAUCCUACAGCAAAGAUUGAGUCUCGGCCCAACCUGCCAAGAGAGGGGGACAGGCUGAUGCUGCAAUGUGAUGGCUAUGGAAAUCCAGAGCCAAAGAAAUAUACCUGGAUGCGCAAGAAUGGCGAUCUGCCAGCGACAGUGAUCACUGAUCAAAACAGCCUUUUAUUUCACAACCUCAACAAAAGUGAUAGUGGCACCUACAUUUGCCAUGUAGCAAACCUCCUGGGGGAAUAUAUGGCAGAGUACAAACUGGAUGUCAAUGAAUCUCAGACAUUUUAUCAAGACCCUAGCCCUGUUCCCUCCCAGUCAAGCAUUGACCACGCUGUUAUUGGAGGAGUGGUGGCAGUUAUCGCCUUUCUGCUUUUCUGUCUGCUUAUUGUCUUGGGACGCUACCUGAUCAGACACAAAGGGACCUAUCUCACCCACGAAGCCAAGGGAUCAGAUGAUGCCCCCGACGCCGACACCGCCAUAAUCAACGCCGAGGGCGGACAAGGAGGGUCUGACGACAAAAAGGAAUAUUUCAUCUAAGCUCCCAACCUUCUCCUACAAAUGUGACAACGGCAGCAAGAUCAACACAUAGUUAACAACAAAAAAACAAAACAGCGGCAGAACACAUUGAAACCAACGUUCAGAAUAUCUGACGUGGACGACUCUAUCUCUCCCUCUACCAGGGCUACAGCAAGGCGAAGGGGGACGGGAGAGAAAGGGACAUCGAUGGGAGUGAUUAUGCUUCUAAAAACAAACUUGUAUAAAAAGUUAUUACUAAAAACUCCUAAAAAAGAUAAAAAAUUGCUUGCUUAAAUCUACAUAUCUUCGGUGAACGCACUAUUCUAACAAAUAAUAAUCGUGAGUUAAGAUAUUUUCGGUUUAUAUUCAUGUACAAAGUUUUAUCUUUUGAUUUUUUUUACUUUGGAAUGUUGAGGGGGUCGGGAAAGUAUAUAUAAUAUAUUUAGUGUUUUUUUUUUUUUUCAUUUUUUGAAAAUUCUUUUUUUUACUUUAAUUUUUUGAAUUUUUUUUUUCCUGGGUAACUUAAACUGGUAGGAUAGAUAUUUUCUAGGGAGGAGUGUUAUCCGUCAGGAAUACAUAGGGAGAUAUUUCUAAGAUGCCACGAUUAAAGCUUCCAUUUUAAGACCUGCAAAAUUGUAUAAUUUACGACUCCUUAUAACCGUUGUGGAGGAUGGCAUGGUAUGGUUUGGAUGGGUGACCUUUUGGUAGCCGGUGACCAUCCUUAACUCUGGCUGGGCAAAUGUUAAGUGAUGUUUUUUGGCACUUGACAAGUAAAGCUGUUGGAAAUGGCACGAGAAGGGAGGUCCCGGAAAAAUCCCAGUUUCGAGGCGGGUCAUGGUCCCUAACCGAGUUGGCUUUUAUGCUAAUCAGGGUCUCGGUUUUGCACACAAUUAAUGAAAAGGUACAGUGUUAUUUUCUUAGUGUCAUAAUGUUUUUCAUUGUUUUUGGUCUUUUGUCAUUACCCCAGGUCUUAAUGGAACAGCAUGGUAUGGUAUGGAAAGCGGCAAACCAAUCAGAACCCUCCAUUUCGAAGAGGCGGUCAUACAUUUGGAGAGAUCUGAUUGGUGAGCGCUCAGCAGUAGAAUUCCAGUUACAACCCAGUUAUUGCCAUUGGAUUUGUGGUAUUUAAUCUCUCAUAAAGCACCAUACCUAUUAUAUUUACCACAUGAAUGCGUCAUCAUCAGGUGAUUUAUAGUUUUAAAAAUGUGGACUUCAUUUUCACAGAGCUUACAGCGUCAGUCAUUUGACAGCGUUACUGAUAUUAACCAAUAAAUCUCUGUACUAUGUCAUACUAUGUAUGUACUGGGCUUGGCAUAAAUUAUUUUUUUUCGCUGUGUCAUGUUGCAUUGUCCAUCAUUUUUGUACCUUUUAUGUCAUUCAUGCCUUGGUGUCACAUAUUUUAAACAUCUAUUUGUAUAUGUGUAUAUUUACUUAUGUAUGAGACCUGGUAGAAAAUGCUCACAAUUGGUCAAAAGUGGAAAUAACCAACAUCAUUUGAGUAUCAAAGUGACUAAAGUAGCAAAAGAUUGAUGAAGCAACUUUCUUUAGUCUAUUUAGUCCUAGCCUUGAGGACAACAGUUGAAGCCAUAAGACAUGUUUAGCUAUGUCAGUGAAGCCAAAACAAAAAUGGCUCCUGUCAUUGUAAAUGGUUGAUGGGACCCACCCGUUGGUUCUCUCUUGUUGAAGGCUCGAACCCAUAGGAAAUGUCAGGCUAGGUCACUGAGGCCUAAACA